AUGAGACGCAUGUUUUCUGGAAACUUCGGGAUGUCGCCGUUCCUGAGCCUGACCGAUGGGAGUGUGCCGGGACUCGCUCGUACUGCAGCCCCCCGUGACAUGCAGGCCGGUGCCUUAUCACCAUUCGAUAUGAUGGGAAUGGGGGGCGGAUUCAUGGACAUGUUUGGAUUGAUGAACGAUCUUAUGGGAGGUGUGGAGCAACUCUCCAAUGCGUCAAACUGUCAGACAUUCUCUUCUUCCACGGUCAUAUCCUACUCCAAUAUGGCGGGCAGUGGCGCCCCUAAAGUAUAUCAGGAGACAUCACAGACCUGCACUGCUCCUGGCGGGAUUCGCGAGACAAGACGCACAAUGCGAGAUUCAGACAGCGGGAUGGAACAGAUGAGCAUCGGUCAUCAUAUUGGAGAGCGGGCGCAUAUCAUGCAGCGCUCUCGCAACCGUCGCACGGGAGACCGCGAGGAGAGACAGGAAUAUUUUAACAUGGAUGAAAGUAAGCUGUCUGCUUGGGAGGAUCUGAAGUUAGAUGAUGCUGCUGGUUUUAAUGAAGAAUGGCACAGGGAGACCUCCCGUUACCGGAGUCAAAGGGGCUUGCCAUAUAGGAGAGCAGCCCCAGAGGAGAGACUCGCCAUCCAAGGACCUGAAGACAGCACAGCCCGUCCAUCCCGCCGAUACGACUGGUGA
This is a messenger RNA of Staurois parvus, 678 nucleotides long. Lineage: Eukaryota; Metazoa; Chordata; Amphibia; Anura; Ranidae. The record is from the annotation of a GenBank genome assembly.